AUGCGAUCUUCGAUGGAGAUGACCAUUUUCGUUGCGCUUAUCAGGCAUGGUGGAAUCUUCACGCCUGAGUAUCUUGCCAAACAUCUCCACAAGAACAUUCAACUGCGCAGAAAUGCUUUGGAACUUAUCAAGUUGCCAGGCCACAUGAAGGCGAAGGAUGGCUCCACUGCCCUGGUGACCUUGGUCACAGGAAGCAUUACUCCAACAGAGAACUUGAAGCAAAAAUCAGGAGACCUCAAAGUUUAUUGUGCGAAUACCGGAGAUUGCAGAGGCGGCAGAGCGAUUCGUCUUUCAGAAGAUCACAAACCGAACCGUGGCGACGAGGAGCGACGGGUUCGGGCGGCAGGAGGCUACGUUGUCAAUAUUGGUGGAGUCUGGCGUGUGACAACUGCAGCUGGUGCAGGAGCUGGGGAGCAUCAAUACCUGGCAGUCUCGCGGACGUUUGGAGAUACUGACCUGAAGCAACCGAACAAGAUUGUCGUGAGCGAACCAGAGAUCAAGGUGUUGGAUAUCACAUCAGAGGACUGCUUCAUCGUCAUGGCCUGUGACGGCAUCUGGGACAUGCUUGAUGACCAGGAGGCUGUUGACAUCGCUGGAGAACACUUUGGACGUCCACAGGACGCGGCUGCUUCUGUGGUGCGGACCGCGUAUCAGAAAGGAAGUGGAGACAACUUGACGUGUACCGUGAUAGAGUUUGGAUGGGUAGGCGCUGAAAGGUUUCAAUCUCUGGUCGAGGACUACAAAAAGUCGCUGGAGCAGAAGGAAGAAGACCUGGACAUGUUCGGAGACUAG
This is a messenger RNA of Guillardia theta CCMP2712, 792 nucleotides long. RefSeq lists its product as hypothetical. Gene Ontology annotation, biological process: protein dephosphorylation. Gene Ontology annotation, molecular function: protein serine/threonine phosphatase activity. Bases 1 to 792 code for a protein of 263 amino acids. The record is from RefSeq and is a predicted model, not a curated record. The transcript has 12 exons. NCBI's taxonomy places the organism in Eukaryota, Cryptophyceae, Pyrenomonadales, Geminigeraceae.